This is a messenger RNA of Brassica oleracea var. oleracea, 1194 nucleotides long. RefSeq names its product zinc finger BED domain-containing protein RICESLEEPER 2-like. Gene Ontology annotation, molecular function: protein dimerization activity; DNA binding. The coding region runs from base 253 to 1194 and encodes 313 amino acids. NCBI's taxonomy places the organism in Eukaryota, Viridiplantae, Streptophyta, Magnoliopsida, Brassicales, Brassicaceae. The record is from RefSeq and is a predicted model, not a curated record. The transcript has 5 exons.
UCUUCCUUGUGUUCGAUUCUUCUUCCUCGUCUUUGUUCUUCUUCGGUUCUCCUUCGAUUCUCCUUUGACUUCUGAGGCUAUCUACGCCAAAAACAAUCCUAAUCCCUCCGAUGACCAGAAACAAGCUUUUGUGGUUGUGGGUCGAGCCAUCACUGGCAUAGAAGCAGAACUAAAGGUGCUUUACGGGUCUGGACUCUGGAGCUAGGAAGUUCGCGAGAUGCUGUUGCAGCUCUUGGUUGACCUCUCACGAAGAUGGAUGCAGAUAUUUUGAACCUAAACGAUGAUGACUAUUUGAGUGUGGAAGACAUAAUGGCUGAGAAUGAAGAUGAUCAGAAUGCACAAGCUGAUCAGAAAGCACAAGAUGAUUCUGUCCAGAGUGUUGCUCAUACUAGAGAUUUGGAAUGGUCAAGAGGAGCACUCAUCAGUGAGUUUUUGUCUCCAUUUGUUGAGAUGACAAAACUGGUUUCAGACUCCUCAUACCCUACUGCGAACUUGUACUUUAUGCAAGUGUGGAAAAUAGAAAGUUGGUUGAGAGAUCAUGCGACUUCAGAAGAUGAGUCAAUAUGUGAAAUGGUGCAGAUCAUGAAGCUAAAAUUCGACAAAUACUGGGAUGAUUACAGUGAUAUACUUUCAAUUGCUGCUGUCUUGGAUCCAAAGUUGAAGUUCAAGUGCUUAGAGUACUGUUAUAACACUCUAAACCCAGUAACAAGCAAGGCUAAAAUAGAUUGUAUCCGUAAGAAGAUGGAAAAGCUGUUUAGAGUGUAUAAGAAGAAUACUAAGACCACUACUACAACAGCUUCAGAAACCACAUUGAAGAAUAGCUUACCAUCUGGUUAUGGUGGGUUUUAUGCAUUAAUUACUCAAAAUGCAGGAGAAGGAAAAACAGCUUUAGAUGUGUACUUGGCUGAACCGGUCAUGGAUACGGUUGCCUUUCCGAAACUAAAUGUCUUAAAAUACUGGAAAAACAAUAAAGCUCGGUUUAAGGAGUUGUCUCGUAUGGCGUUUGAUGUGCUUUGUAUUCCCAUUACAACUGUAUCUUCAGAGUUGUCUUUUAGUGCUGGAAGCUGGGUCCUUACCAGGUACAGGAGCCGACUACUACCAUCCAAUGUGCAAGCUCUCAUCUGUACAAGAAACUGGCUCCGUGGGUUUGAACCGAUGAGUAAGUUAUCUCAUCUAGAUUUAUUCAUGUCAUGA